CAUGAAAUACUAAUUACAACAAUGCUCCUCUACCAAACCGCUUCAUAUUAGGAGGCUAACUUUACAUUUGAAUUCGAUCACCUACUUGUAAUGAAUUGAACAUGUCACUUAAUCCUUACAGCAAGAGGAAUACAGGUUCCUUAGAGUGUAGGCCCAUCCUACUUGCCAUGUCCUUCCCUUCCUCUCCACUUUCUUUCUUCCUCAUUGUAAUUCAUUAAAUGGGCCGACUUAAGCGGAUUGGGCCCUCGCUGGCCUUCCCGAGCUUCCUUCUUCCCACCUUCCGUUUCUUUCCUUCUCCUGCCGGUAGGGAUGGCAAUCAAACCCAUGGUCGUGGGUACCCGACCGCCCCCGACCCAAUCAACGCGGGGAAUCCCCGCUUUAACUGGGUAUGGGGCGGGUAUGGGUAAAACUCGCAAAAAUUUUGAUGGGUAUGGGGCGGGUAUGGUUUUAGCCUCCCCCACCCCAUACCCAUACCCAUACCCGCCCCACCAAGAGAAUUUCUUCACAUAUCAAAAAAUAUGUGGAUUAAAUUAUAAUCUAUCAAUGAUGAUGAUGAUAACUCGAGAAAAUAAAUAGUAAAAAUGCAAUUGAGUAACCACCUUAAACAAAACCUAAUUCAUUUCCCUCAAUUCUCCUUCCACUCUUUCACUUUCCCCCUUGUUAACAAGAUUAUGUUAGUUAAUUAUUACUUAGUAAAUGUAUCAAGAGUUAGAGCAUAAUAGGUUUGUUUAUGGUUAUAAUUAAAACUUUUCUUGUAAGUUUUAGGUAUAAUAAUGUUGGAUGUACGGGGAUGGGUAUUACCCAUGGGUACCCGAAACCCACGGGUAUGGGGAUGAGUUUGCAAAAUAUUCCCCCGCAUGGGUAUGGAGCAGGUAUGUGUUUGAGUAUUUGAAAAUGGGGAUGGAAAUGGUUUAGGCAAACCCGCCCCAUUGCCAUCCCUAUCUGCCGGUUUUCUUUCUUCCGACUUGCUUUUGAUUCUUUGAUCAUCUCACCUGCCGCCAUUUCCUAGGCCCUGCACCCUGCUUUGAGAUCAAAAGCACAGAAAAAGUAAGAGCAACGGCCAUAAUCAACUUUCUGCCCAUUUCGCCCGGAACCACUUUCGGGGGUUUUAGUUGAGAUAUAACAACCAAUACUGAAUCUGUUCUCCCACCUUCCAUUUUACCUCAUCGCUCGCUGCGUGAAUUGGUCUCUGUUUCCCUAGGGGUUUCUGUUGAUCUUCACUUCGUUUGCACAAUUUGUUGGCUCAUUGAUGGCGGAGUCAGUGAUGGAUAAUAAAAAGAGUGUGAGCGAGGGUGGCAACCGGCGCCGGUGGGCGGUUUUCUUCGCUAUAACGGUGCUGAUCAUUGCUCUGUCUGCUGCUUCCACCGCCGCCCCAAAGAUCUCUCUCUUUGGUAAAUUCAAUACGCUAUGCAGCUGCUCCCAGCAGCAGAAAUAUACUGGGAUUGUGGAAGACUGCUGCUGCAACUAUGAGACAGCUAACCUUUUGAACGAGGAAGUAUUGUAUCCGUCUCUCCAGGAGCUUGUCAAAACCCCAUUCUUCCGUUAUUUCAAGGUGAAAUUAUGGUGUGACUGCCCUUUCUGGCCCGAUGAUGGCAUGUGCAAGUUGAGGGAUUGCAGUGUCUGUGAAUGUCCAGACAAUGAGUUUCCUGAAUUGUUUAAGAGGCCUUUCCGCCGUGGUCUGCCCUCAGAUGCUCCUAAAUGUCAAGAAGGCAAGCCGGAGGCUACCGUUGAUCGCACCCUUGAUCAUAGAGCUUUUAGGGGUUGGAAAGUGACGGAUAACCCAUGGACAAAUGAUGACGAGACUGACAAUGCUGAGAUGACAUAUGUGAAUCUGCAACUGAACCCUGAACGAUAUACUGGAUACACUGGUCCAUCAGCUAGAAGGAUAUGGGAUGCUGUUUACUCUGAGAACUGUCCCAAGUAUCCAUCUGAAGAGCUGUGCCAGGAAGAGAGAUUGUUAUAUAAAUUGAUUUCAGGUCUCCACUCAUCCAUUUCCAUCCAUAUUGCUGCUGACUACCUGCUUAAUGAAGACACAAACUCGUGGGGUGAAAAUCUGACUUUGAUGUAUGAUAGAGUUUUGAGAUACCCUGAACGUGUUGGGAACUUGUACUUUACGUACCUCUUUGUUCUGCGAGCUGUCACAAAGACAGCAAGGUACUUGGAGCAAGCUGAGUAUGACAUUGGUAAUCCUACCGAGGAUCUGAAGGCUCAUUCCUUGAUCAAACAGCUACUCUAUAAUCCAAAACUUCAAGCCGCUUGCCCACUUCCGUUUGAUGAAGCUAAACUUUGGAAAGGUCAACGAGGACCUGAACUGAAACAGAAAACACAAGAACAGUUCAGAAACAUAAGUGCAUUAAUGGAUUGUGUAGGCUGUGAGAAGUGCAGACUUUGGGGAAAGCUCCAGGUUCUUGGCCUAGGUACGGCAUUGAAGAUACUGUUCUCUGAUAACGGGGAAGACAAAAUAUUCCGAACAUUGCAGUUACAGAGGAAUGAAGUAAUUGCAUUGAUUAAUCUUCUGAAUCGGCUGUCUGAAUCUGUUAAAUUCGUCCACGAAAAGGGUGCUGCGCUUGAAAGGAUCAUGGAACAACAGACUGGCUUCUUCCCCAUCGCAAAUGUCCUCUUGGCCAAAGUUUGGCCUUUUAGUUCAAGCCUACUAAGGUAAUAGUAGAAGAGGAGUGCUUCUUUCAUGCCAUUGGUGACAACGUCUGGUUGGCUGAGGGCUUAGAUCCAGUAUAACUCUUAACCGUUGGCAGAUUACUGACUGAAUUUUGAUCAUCUACACAAACUUCGCAUUAGGGAAAACAAGGAAAAUUGUAGAGCUGAGUCAUGUAUAUGUUAUAUGUACCUUGACAAUAGAUAAGAUGUAACAUCAGCAGACAAUUUUCUCUGGAAAUUAGAAAGGGCUGCACAAAGCCAGAAGUUCAUUGCUUACAAUAUAUACUCUUUCUUUUC
Linum trigynum is the source of this 2952-nucleotide messenger RNA. Lineage: Eukaryota; Viridiplantae; Streptophyta; Magnoliopsida; Malpighiales; Linaceae. The record is from the annotation of a GenBank genome assembly.